AUGGGUGCUCUGCUUUCUCUGCCGCUGAUGGCGGUGCCAAGUAUGGGCACGGUUAUUGGUUUCGCUGCCAGUUGUUGCGGUGCCGCCACAUGCUCUGCUGUGUGCAGCGCUUGCGGGAAAUGCGGCAACAGUGUUGCUACUCGUAUCGGCUACGCCCUCAUCCUUCUGGUGAACUCGAUUCUCUCAUGGAUCAUGCUCACGCCUUGGGCCAUCGAGAAACUCGAACACCUUAUGCUCGACUACGUCAAAAUCGAUUGUCCGACGGGCACCUGCUACGGCUGGAUGGCCGUUCAUCGCUUCAACUUCGCACUCGGUCUUUUUCACCUCAUCUUUGCCGGUCUUCUGUUUGGUGUCACCUCCUCCAAGAACCCGCGCGCCGCGAUUCAAAAUGGAUACUGGGGUCCUAAGAUCAUUGCAUGGCUUGCUCUGAUCGUCCUCUCGUUCCUGAUUCCCGAUGAGUUCUUCCAGUUCUGGGGUUCAUACAUUGCCCAAGUUGGCGGCAUGCUUUUCCUCAUUCUUGGCCUCAUCCUGCUCGUGGAUCUCGCCCACAAUUGGGCCGAGUACUGCCUCGAGCAGAUUGAGGAAACAGACUCCAAGGUCUGGCGUACAGUACUGAUUAGUUCUACGCUGGGCAUGUACUUGGGUUCCCUCGCCAUGACCAUUGUCCAGUACAUCUUUUUCGCUGGUGAUGGCUGCUCUAUGAACCAGGCUGCAAUCACUGUUAACCUCCUGCUUUGGAUCAUCAUCUCCUUCAUCUCCGUUCACCCCACGGUCCAGGAGUUUAACCCCAAGGCCGGUCUAGCCCAAGGCGCCAUGGUCGCCGUCUACUGCACAUACCUUACUAUGUCGGCUGUCUCCAUGGAGCCCGAUGACAAGAAGUGCAACCCCUUGAUUCGGGCUCAGGGUACCCGGACGACCUCCAUUGUCAUCGGUGCGAUUGUGACUAUGCUCACGGUCGCAUACACAACCACCCGAGCCGCCACCCAGAGUCUUGGCCUGGGUUCUUCUGGCGGCAUUCGACUUCCCGAGGAAGAUGAGCACGAUCUUGUGACUCAGCAACCGAAUGGCCAUAAGGCCAUGCGAGCUGAAGCACUGCGCCGUGCUGUCGAAGAGGGUAGUUUGCCUGCCGAUGCCUUGUUAUCUGACGAUGAGAGCGAAACCGGAACCCACACGCCUGGUGACGAUGAGCGCACUAGGACUCAGUACAGCUACAGCGUAUUCCACAUCAUUUUCUUCCUGGCCACCACCUGGAUCUCUACCUUGCUCACUCAGAGCUGGGACGACCAGAAUGACGGGGAUUUCGUCCCUGUCGGCCGCUCCUACUGGGCCAGCUGGGUCAAGAUUGUGAGCGCCUGGGUUUGCUACGCCAUGUACGCCUGGACUCUAGUUGCCCCAGUGGUCUUGCCAGACCGCUUCGACUUUUCGUGA
Molecule: messenger RNA, 1428 nt
Organism: Colletotrichum karsti
Lineage: Eukaryota; Fungi; Ascomycota; Sordariomycetes; Glomerellales; Glomerellaceae
Exons: 3
Coding region: 1-1428 (475 amino acids)
Cellular component (GO): membrane
Source: RefSeq, a predicted model, not a curated record